AUGGAAAAACGAACUUCUACCGACGUUACAUGUGAAAACGAGGUGGACGAAAUUUCCACUUUUCAAAAUAACGAUUUUAACGUAAUUACAAAACCUCAGUUUAAUAAUGACAUUGUCGGAACUCAUAAAAAUCUACAAAACUCACAAUGUAUAGACCACCAACCUUUUGCUACAACACAACCAACUAUCACUUCAUUAUACAACUCACUUAAAACGACAUGCGCAACGAUAUAUCCGGAAUUAUUGGAAGGUGAGGAAACGCCCAAGAUGGAAAAUGGUGAUGCUGGUAGUAGUAGUAGUUCGAGUGGAGAAUAUGUUAAUGAAGGUUUAGAAUUAUGGAAUAGGAGGCGAGAGAUGUGGAUUAAAGGAAACAUUGACAAUUCGGGACCUUCAUCCAACCGUAAUAAUCCAGCAUUGGCCAAUAUCACGCCAAAUAAUUAUCAUUCGAUAUAUGAUUCAUUGGUUCACGAAAAGAAAAAGCUGGCGAAACCAGUUCCGUUGCCUUACGUAAUAAAGAUAUUAGUGAGCGGAUGGAAAAGAGACGGAGUUUUACCUAGUGAUCAUCCUUCUGGUCAUCCUUCCGGUCCAAACAAUCAACACACCCCUUACUAA
Funneliformis geosporum is the source of this 612-nucleotide messenger RNA. The record is from the annotation of a GenBank genome assembly. NCBI's taxonomy places the organism in Eukaryota, Fungi, Glomeromycota, Glomeromycetes, Glomerales, Glomeraceae.